GCAAAUUUGGUCGGUGCACUUCUUCAUCACAAAAUUUUUUUUUCAUAUACCGAGUUGAAAAAUUACUACUUUACUAAGCAGUUGUUGAAUAAACUGUUUAAAAUUACUCAAGAAUAGGCUUUUUGUAUAAUAGUUUGGAAUAAUGCCUAGUGAAUUAGAAGAACUUGUUACUUUUUUGCACUCUCCCCAACCAGCAGUGGUCCAAAUCGCUUUAGAUAAUUUGGUUGGUUACUCUCAAGGUACUCAACAACAAGUUUUCGCCUAUGAUAAUUAUGAAGCAAUUAAAGACUUGAAGAAGUUGUCCAAGGAAACGGGGCAAACCUUGGUGACUCAAUCUGUUACUAUUUUGGCCAAUUUAUGUGAUGACAUCACCAUGAGAAACUUGAUUGUAGAAGAUGAAGAAUACCUCAAGUUCUUAGUGCAAUCCAUUAUAAAUUUGAAGAAUACUAAUGCUGACUUGAUGUGUAUUUUAUUAACUAACUUGGCCAAGAAUGACUCUAUCAACAAAAUAUUCAAUUUCACCAUCAAGCACGAAAGUGAAGAUCAAAAGAAAAUUUUUACAUCAAAUAAGGCAAUUGACUGCUUAAUGGAUUGUUUUGUUAAAGGUAGUGAUCGUUCCUUAAAUAAGUAUGCUGAUUUCGAUUAUUUAUCUUAUUUUUUCGCCGAUAUUUCUCGUUUCCAACAAGGUAGAAGCUAUUUUAUAACAGAACAAGAAUACGAUGGCAUUGUUCCAAUUUCUAAAUUAUUAGUUUUCACUGAAUAUUAUGAUUCUAAAAUUAGAAGAGAAGGGGUUGCAUCCACUAUUAAGAAUGCUUUAUUUGAUACGAAAGCACACAUGGAGUUAAUCACCAAUGAAAAAAUCAAUCUUUUACCAUAUAUAUUAUUACCAAUUGCUGGUCCAGAAGAAGUAGACGAAGAAGACAUGUUCAACUUACCAGAUGAAUUACAAUUAUUACCUUCAGAUAAGAAAAGAGAUCCUGUCGAAGCAAUCAUCUGCACACAUUUAGAAUCUUUAUUAUUAUUAUGUACCAGUAGAGAAGUAAGAGAAUACUUAAGAGAAAAAGCUGUUUAUCCUUUAAUUAGAGAAUUACAUAAAGCCAAUGAGACUGAAAAUAUUACUGAUUUAGUCGAUAGAUUAGUUCAAAUGUUAAUGAGAGAUGAAGCCCCAAUAGAGCAAGCCGAUGAAGAAAUGGAAGACGAUAGCGAUGAUGACGCAGUAGUUGAAGUCUUGUAAAUUAGUUAAACAUAUAGAGAAAUAAAUACAUAUUUUUUUUUUU
Molecule: messenger RNA, 1277 nt
Organism: Hyphopichia burtonii NRRL Y-1933
Lineage: Eukaryota; Fungi; Ascomycota; Pichiomycetes; Serinales; Debaryomycetaceae
Gene: HGH1
Product: Hgh1p
Exons: 1
Coding region: 143-1234 (363 amino acids)
Source: RefSeq, a predicted model, not a curated record